Molecule: messenger RNA, 2678 nt
Organism: Synchiropus splendidus (mandarinfish)
Lineage: Eukaryota; Metazoa; Chordata; Actinopteri; Syngnathiformes; Callionymidae
Product: kelch-like protein 20
Exons: 11
Coding region: 336-2186 (616 amino acids)
Molecular function (GO): protein binding
Source: RefSeq, a predicted model, not a curated record
UUACUAUCAAAAGAAGAAGUUCGACGGCUGAAAUCUGUUGGUGGCGUUUUCUCCAAUUGUUUUGGACUAUGUCUAACAGGUAGGUAACUGCGACGUGUUGAACAUUACACGUCUGCGUAUCGUUCAUAUUCUGCGUAAGGAACAUUUAUCCCUACAUCAUGAUUCCUCUAUCAACCGGUGGUUCUCUCGCUCCUUGCCCGCGCUCGCUAAGCCUCAUUAGUGAGCAAAUGGAGACCACCUGUUGCAACAUUUAUCAACUUUCCAUUCUCCGCUGAAAAGAACAUUGAACUAACGACGAUUGGCGGAUGUUGCAGUGUUGACCAGCGGAGGUAGAAAUGGCUAACAACCUUGCGGUCGGCACCGGUUUACCUUCACCGCCCGCCCUGGAUGUGAACUUCUCGGGCCAGGAAGAAACCAGCGCCACUGUCACCGCUGCUCCCACCGCGGGGAGCGCCGAAGACUACCUUUUUGUUGAGUCCAAACACCCGAACACCGUCCUGCAGGGUCUCAACAGCCUUCGACUCAACAAAGCCUUCUGUGAUGUAACACUGUGUUGUGGUGGGCAGGAGUUCCCCUGUCAUCGAAUAGUGUUGGCCUCCUUCAGUUCCUACUUCCAGGCAAUGUUUUCCAGCAACCUGAUUGAAUCAAGUCAGGAGCGUGUUGCCAUAAAUGGAGUGGAACCUCAGAUGGUCGGCAAGCUUGUGAGCUACGCAUACACGUCAGAGGUCUACAUAUCCAAGGCAAAUGUGCAGGCUCUGCUGGCUGCUGCUAAUCUGCUCGAUGUCAUGGCUGUGCGAGAAGCUUGUUGCCGUUUUAUGGAGCGUCAGAUGGAUGAAACAAACUGUGUGGGGAUUCACUGCUUCGCUGAAGCUCACUCUUGCAAGGUCCUGGAGAAGCGAAGCAUGGACUACAUCCUGGAAAACUUCAGCACUGUGUGUCAGCAGGAGGAGUUUCUCUCUCUGUGUGUGGACAAACUGACCGAAAUCCUGGCCAGCGACCAUCUCAAUGUGACUAAAGAGGAGUUGGUGUUUGAGGCCGCCUUGUUGUGGCUGAAUAAAUGCCCAACACGCAAGCAGUGCUUCGAAAAGGUCCUUGAGCACAUACGUCUACCUCUGAUAAGCCCCUACUACCUCCACGAUGUGAUCGAGUCUCAGGAUGUGGUGAAAGAAAGCCAGAGCUGCCAAUUGCUCAUUACAGAAGCCAAGGACUACUUGCUGCUAAAGGACCGUCGUGGAGAACUCUACUCCGCCAGGGCACGGCCGCGGAGGUCUACCGGAACCGCAGAAGUGAUCGUGACGGUCGGCGGGGAAGAUGACAAGGUGGUACUUCGCAGCGUAGAAAGCUUUGAUCCGGUGACAAACAAGUGGAAGAAUCUGUCCUGUCUGCCGUUUGCUGUCAGCAAGCAUGGGAUGGUUGUGUCCGAUUCAACUAUUUAUCUGGCAGGCGGAGAGUUUCCUGACGGCUCAGCCAGCAGGGAGAUGUGGCGCUAUUAUCCCUGUUUCGACUCAUGGUUGGAAAUGGCACCUAUGAAUGUUGCACGCUCUGAGCUGGGUCUCGUCAUGCUGGAUGGUUUCGUGUAUGCAGUAGGCGGGUGGGAGGGUCGCUCUCGGCUGGACUCUGUAGAGUGCUACAACCCUCACACCAACACUUGGCAGUUCACAGAGUGUUACAAGAUGGCCGUCACAAGCCCUGCCGUCGUAGCGCUGGACGGACUGCUUUAUGUUACGGGCGGUGCUGUUCUGGAGGAUGGUGACGGCACAGACCUAGCUCAGGUCUACAAUCCUAAAACCUCAGUAUGGACUGAAGUGUCUCCAAUGCAGAUCGCUCGCUCUGGCUCCGCCGCAUGCACGUUGAAAGGGAAGAUCUAUGUAAUAGGUGGAUGGCACGCCUCAACAGAAAACACAGAUAAGGUGGAAUGUUAUGAUCCCAAGACAAACCAGUGGACUAUGUGCGCACCCAUGAAAGAGAGACGGUACCGGCCUGGUGUUACAGUGGUGGAUGGAAAGAUAUAUGUCCUGGGAGGAGAAGAAGGGUGGGACAGGUAUCAUGAUACUAUUGAACGGUAUUGUGAUGAAACUGACACGUGGGAGAUCGUGGGCGAGAUGCCCACCAGUCGGAGCUGGUUGAGCUGCGUCUCUCUGCCGCUGAGAAAAGACAUUUACCUAGAAACACCGUACGAAACAUAAUCAUCUCCAGUGUGUGGUCUUUCGUGGUUAUUUGCACAUCCUUGGAGACCUGUCAGGAUGUCCCACUGACUACUCUGUGAAGCCUGCAUUAGACUCAGUGCUGUGUAGUGCUGUCAACACUGUUACACUAUAAGUGUUGCGUUUCCUGUUGUUUUUGGCAUCACUUUGCUUUUUUUUAGCCUGGUUUAUAAUGUUGCUUACCCAUAAGUUGGCGACAUCUUCAACACUUCCUGGAGUGUAUUUUUGUAUUGUUAUAAGACACAUUUUGGGUGUAGUUGGUAACGCUGACAAUAUUUUUGAAAUCUCUGUGGGAGGAAAACAAAAUGAAUUUGGAUUUAACUGUGAAAUGAUGGCUAUUUUAACUGUUUUGUCAAAAGAUGUUUUUAAGUGCAUUUGUUAUGUGUUUAUAUUUUUGUAUGUGUUUAAUGAAAUGUAAGUUUAACUGGAGCUGGUUUCUAAUAAAGAAUGAGUCCUGUCUUAUGUCGAGCUGGU